UGAUUUUCGAAGCAAAAACGACCCUCAAACGAGGAUGAAAUAUUUCGAAUAUUAGCAAAAAGAUUUAAAGACUUUUGUGUCCUUACGUUGAAAGUUGGUGUUCUGUGCUCGUCACUGUCUUUUUUUGAAUCCCUCUUCGCGAGCGUUGGAGAGUGAAAUUUUUCAAGCCCGUCGAGAAAUAUAAUUUCAGUACGUCUCAGGAAUUCAGCGAAAAUACUGAUUUUUGUUCGUUUUUCCUCGCGUUCGAACCCGUUUUCUUUUCAUCCGAAACAGGACGAAAACGCCAGACGACUCCCCGGAGGAUUGAGACGCAGACGACGGAGUUUCCAGCAUGGCGCGGUUAUCGGUGUGGGUCCUGCUGGGACUUGCACUGUUUACCCUUUCGGUUCCUGAUCUCCGGGUAAAUGCAGAAGCUCCUACGGAAUACGAAUGUCGGCCAUACAUUGAAAAAGCACUACAGGAUUUAAAAUCCGGAGAAACUGCAAGUCCAGAGCAGGAACCGACUGAUGAAACCAGUACAGAGGGAUCUCCCAUAGAUGUAACGAGUCAAGAAGAAGAAGACAACACUGCCGCCGAGGAAACCAGUAUUGAAGAAGACGUUCCAGCUUCACCUGAGCAACUGACUGCAUCCGAGGAAGUCCAGGAAGCAUUGUUUGAUGAAUCCGCUGAACCCACAACAACGGAAGGAAGCCAAGAAGUUGCUGCAGAAGAUGAAGAUGACGAUGAAGAUGAUGAACAGACUGACGAAACCGAAGGAGUUCAGGAUGAAACAGCGGAUGACGAAGAAGAUGACGAAGCUGACGAUGAAGAGGACGCUGGUGAUGGUGAGGAAGAUCAAUUGACUGCUUCGGAAGAAGAAGCCGAUGAAGAGGAAGAAGACAACGAAGCUGUCGCCAGUGAUGAAGCCGUCGCAGAUAAUAUUAGCGCCGAAGAAGAUACUGCCGAUGAUGACGAAGAUGAGGAAGAUGAAUUGAAUACAGAAAGUCAAGAAGCUAACGCUGAUGACGAAGAUGAAGAUGAGGAAGCCGAAGAAAUCACUGAAAGUGAGGAAGCUGCUCUUGUGGACGACGAAGAUGAUCAGAAUGAUGAAACAACUGAAAGUCAGGAAGCUGCUGCAGCGGAAGACGACGAGGAAGAUGACGAUGAUGAAACUGCUGCAGAAGAUGAUGAUGCAGAAGAUGAAGAUACGGUUACUGAAAGCCAAGAAACUGCAACCGAAGCUGCAGAAGAUGACGAUGAACAGGAUACGGUAACAGAAAGUCAAGAAGCCGAUGAUCAGGAGUAUGAUGAUCAGGAAGCGGUUGCAGACAGCCAAGAGGCCGAAGAGCAGGAAGAUGAAGCUGACGAAGAUGAUGCAGAACAGGCUGAUCAAGACGAUGAAGAGGAUGACGAAGAAACAGACGAUGAUGAAGAUGAUGGCGAAGAACAGGACCAGGAAGAUGAUAAUGACGAGACAAACGACGAAGAUGAUGAAGACAUCGAAGAUGAUGAAGACAAUGACGCAGCAGAUUUUGCAAGUACAGAACAGGACAUUGAUAAAGAAGAAGAAAAUGACGAUGACGAAGAUGAUGAUGGAGAAGGUUUAAACAUGGAUGCUGAUGAUGAAGCUGAUGAGGAUGCUGACGAGGAGGAACAGCAUGCGGAGGAGGACGAUGAUGCAGAAGAGGACAUGGAUACGGAAGACGAAGAGGAUGGAGACGAUGAAGAAGAUGAAGAUGAUGAAAUAGAUGAAUACCAGGCAGAUGAAGACAACAUUGAUGGUGACGAUGAAGAGGUCGAUGAGGAUGAGGAAGACGACGAAGCAGAUAUUGAUGAGGAUGAUGGAGAAGAUGGGGAUGAAGAAGAAGAUGAGGAUGAAGAACAAUAUGAUGAUGAUGAAGAAGAAGACGAUAUCAUCGAUCAGGAUGAGCAUGAAGAUGGACACGACGAAGAUCUAGAUAAUGUUGACGAUGAAGAUGACAAUGACGAAGAUACCGAAGAGGAAAAUGAGACACUUGACGCAUCAGAAGCAGAUGAGGAACAGGUGGAUGAAAACGCGCAGUCUGCUGAAGUUACCGAAGAUAGUGCUGAAACCGAAGAUGUCCCAGUUGUCAGCGAAGAAGUGGUCGAAGAAACGUCAACUGAGCAGCCUGAUGAAAAAGAUGCUGUUGAAGCUUCUGAAGAAGAAGGUGAGGCCGAAAUUGCUCCUGAAGAUGACACACUCUUAGAAGAGCCAGAAGUCAGCGAAGAGGUUCCAGUCGAAAGCGCCGAGCAACAAGAGGCCGAAGAGGCCACGGAUUCAGCUGAAGCAGUCGCCGAAGAAACUGUUGUCGCAGACCAAGCUACUUCAGAAGAAGCGUUAUCUGGAGAAGAACCUGUUGAACCCGCGGCGCCAGUGGAGAGUGCCGAAGAAACUGCUACACCAGAAGAAAGUGCCGAAGAAGUUGAACCACUUCCCGAGGAAGAUUUGUUACUGGAGUACGAAAUUCCUACCAACCUUAGAGAUACUUCGCACAUUUAUGAGCUCCUAAACAUCAACGAAGAAGCUGUCGAGAAAGAAAAGGCUAUCCAACAGGUUGCGGACGUUAUAUUACGGGAUCUGAAGAAAACUUACGAUACCGCCAUUAAGCCCCUAGAAGUUUUGUAUAAGUAUCGCGAUCUCAGCAAUCGCCACUUCGGUGAUCCAGAAAUAUUUUCGAAACCUCUCAUCCUCCUUAUGGGACCAUGGAGUGGUGGAAAGUCUACUAUCCUGAACUACCUUACCCAAAACGAGUACACACCUAACUCUGUCAGAACCGGAGCCGAACCAUCCCCGGCAUAUUUCAACAUCCUCAUGCACGGCGAUGAGCCAGAAGUACUGGACGGUACACAGCUCGCAGCCGAUUGGACCUUCUCCGGGCUACAGAAAUUUGGACAAGGUCUUCUUGAUCGCCUCAGGGGUCAAAAGCUCCCUAAUAAAUUACUUGAACGAGUCAACAUCGUCGAAAUUCCUGGCAUUCUCGAAGUGCGCAAGCAAGUCUCCCAAUACUUCCCAUUCAACGACGCCUGCCAGUGGUUUAUCGAUCGUGCCGAUAUCAUCUUCCUGGUGUACGAUCCGUCCAAACUAGACGUCGGACCAGAAACCGAGGCAAUCCUAGACCAGCUCAAGGGCCGAGAGUACCAGACUCGCAUCAUCCUGAAUAAGGCCGAUCAGGUUAAACCUGAAGAAUUACUUCGGGUGCAGGGUGCGCUUAUUUGGAACAUUUCACCACUGAUGUCGUCCGCUCAGCCACCGGUGAUGUAUACCGUAUCCUUGUGGUCCAAUCCCUACGAAACCGGAGCACCCGUCAGACUGUUACAGGCGCAGGAACGUUCUCUGCUCCUUGACCUUGGCCAGGCUAUCGACAAGAGAAUCGAAAAUAAGAUAGCUAGCGCGCGUCGUUUUGCUGUACGUGUUCGCAACCACGCCAAGAUGGUCGAUUGCUACUUGACGACUUACUACAAUCACAAGACCUUGUUCACAAACAAGAAACACAUCACGGACCAGAUUAUAGGAAACCCACAGCAAUACCACAUCUACGAAGGCUUGUCGACGCUAACCAACAUCUCGCGCUACGAUCUGCCCGACCCGGAUGUGUAUCGUGAUUUCUUCCACUUGAACCCACUGUACGAGUUCAAGAAGCUGUCCGAGACAUGCACUUACUUCCGAGGCUGCCCGAUUAACAAGCUAGACAUCGCGAUUGCAUACGAUCUGCCCGAGUUGGUUGGCAAGUACAAGAAGAUGGUCGAGACUGCCCUGGCCAAGCUGCAAAUUCCGUCCCCAACUACCGAUUUCGGACGAGUAAAAUCCAGUAGUUGAGUGCGAAUGGAUGUGUGAUAUCGAACUGUAGACGGUGAGCUAUCCUUGUGAUCCUGCCGCCCUCAACAUUGAUUCAGACUAUUUCUGUUAUAAUUUCCAACUUUCUGUCUGUCACUCCUAACCGUUGAUUUUUUGUUUUGAAAUCCGAAUUUGUUCCGAUACGAUGUUAUAGUUACUUAGAGAUAGACAAAAAGAUACUCUUAUACUUACUGCAAACGCAUACAAAUUGUUCAUGAAAGUGAGUAGCGGACGAAUGAUCUUUGUAUAAAUCGCAACCUGUCAUUUAAAUCAAUGCAUUAGAUGAAGAAAGUUUGUAUGAUCUUAUUUAUUAUUUUUAGUGGAAUAGAUUUCCCCAUAUUUGAUCAUGUUUCUAGUGAAACAUCUUGACGCAUCUUCUAGUCCAAGCUCCGCGCUGUGUAAAAAUAAAAAAAGGGUUACCAAUUUUAUCUCAUUUAUCGAGAAGCUGAAUGAAGAAUAAUUGUAGAGAAGAAAGGACAUAACCUCAAGAAUUUGUUGCUUUAUGUGAGGGAGAUGCAACAUCGUUGGAUAAAGUACAUCAAGCCUAACUGAGGUCAACCCAUUUAACACAAUCUAAUUCGAACGCUGGGCAAAGAGAUCUGCUGAAGCUUCUAGCGUUAACGUGUAAGCAUUUAAGUAAAUGUUCAUCAAACUGGAAAAAUUAUAUGGUUUACAUGUUGUUAGAAGAAAUUAUUCAAACACUGUAACGAUAUCAGCAACAGCACGACCGCAAGUGUAUAGGAAAUAAACAAAUUGAAUGCA
Uranotaenia lowii is the source of this 4597-nucleotide messenger RNA. Its product is annotated as serine-aspartate repeat-containing protein I. NCBI's taxonomy places the organism in Eukaryota, Metazoa, Arthropoda, Insecta, Diptera, Culicidae. The record is from RefSeq and is a predicted model, not a curated record. Bases 332 to 3817 code for a protein of 1161 amino acids. The transcript has 12 exons. Gene Ontology annotation, molecular function: GTP binding.